AUGUCAUUCCGCCCAGAGAAUAUUCCUCUAGUCGCCCAAAGAUUUUGGACAUCUAACGAGUUACCCUCCUUUUGUUCUAACACGCUGGCCCAUCCGCUGUCUGGAGGCCAUUGUCAAGUUUACAAGCUUGCAUUUUCUGAUCAGACCACCUGGGCUGUGCGAAUUCCAAUACAUGCACGAAAUGCCCCUAAAGAGGUCGUCAUAACUCAACUUCAAUGCGAAAUAGAGGUUCUGAAACGUCUAAAUGCUAAUGGAUUCAACUGGGCUCCAAAGCUUAUUGGCUAUGACCUGACCUAUGAUAAUGAAGUAGGCUUCCCACUCAUUGUUCUCUCAUGGCUACCAGGCGAUCCAUUGGAAUGGAAUGAUACUGUACCUCCGCACCGAUGUGACCGCGACAAAGUCUUGCAACAGAUAAUCCAGAUUGUACUGCAACUAAUUCAAUGUACCAAAGUCAAAGAUGUGGUGGACCGAAAAAUCAUUCGUGUUUAUCGGCAUCAGUUGCCCCAAAUUUCACUGGAGGAUUGCCUGAUACUUCGCGCGUUACUGCCUGAGGUUGUACAUGAGAAAUUACACCACGCUCCCUUCCUCAUUUCACAUGGCGAUCUAUCGAGUAAUAAUAUUCUGGUAGACAGAAAUUAUAAUAUUACUGGGAUAAUUGAUUGGGGCUUUUCGACAUAUCACCCCUUCCCAAUCGCCGCCGGUCUUCCGCGAUUUCUUGUCAUGGAGAAUGAAGAAACUUUGAUUCCCUCACCAGUUGCCCAGCAGGAUCGAAGAAGCCUGGUCACGCAUCUCGGUCAAUGCAGUUGCGAAUAUGCGCCAUUGCUGGCUCUCAUAUAUGCCGCAGCAGAUGUAGACUAUAGGUGGAUGGUGCUGGAAGCAGUUUUCAGUAAAGGAACUCACAGAUGGUUGAAGGACCGUAUGUGGUUCAAGAGUGGCUCCUCCUCCCUUGUUGAUCGUGAAAUUUUGGAGCGCGAAAUGGAGGCAUUUCUAAAUGGUCGUGUAAAUCUGAACGCGAAUCUUACUAAAGAACAGAUUGUCAAUGUAUGGCAUGGAGGAGCGAAAACGAAAUAA
Messenger RNA from Penicillium malachiteum, 1071 nucleotides. RefSeq names its product aminoglycoside phosphotransferase family protein. NCBI's taxonomy places the organism in Eukaryota, Fungi, Ascomycota, Eurotiomycetes, Eurotiales, Aspergillaceae. Bases 1 to 1071 code for a protein of 356 amino acids. Gene Ontology annotation, biological process: protein phosphorylation. The record is from RefSeq and is a predicted model, not a curated record. Gene Ontology annotation, molecular function: protein kinase activity. The transcript is spliced from 3 exons.